Messenger RNA from Penicillium pulvis, 1722 nucleotides. RefSeq names its product transcription factor TFIIIB subunit BDP1. Bases 1 to 1722 code for a protein of 573 amino acids. Gene Ontology annotation, biological process: RNA polymerase III preinitiation complex assembly. Gene Ontology annotation, molecular function: TFIIIC-class transcription factor complex binding. The transcript has 2 exons. The record is from RefSeq and is a predicted model, not a curated record. Lineage: Eukaryota; Fungi; Ascomycota; Eurotiomycetes; Eurotiales; Aspergillaceae. Gene Ontology annotation, cellular component: transcription factor TFIIIB complex.
AUGAAGUCGUUUUCGAGUUCUGCUAUCAAUAAGUCGGGCAAGAAAUUUGCGCCGAAGGCGCCUGUUCGUCGCGCGCCUGCCGCGCCGGCGCGGCGACCCAGUGCCGCUCAACAAGCCCAAGCCCAAGCUGCCCAAGCUUCACAGGCAAUUGAACAGGAGAAAGAAAGUCCGGAGGCGACUAUCGUUGAACCGCCCGUUCCCCCACCAUCCGCCUCGCAAGCCGUACCCGAGAAAUCAACCGUUAUCGAAGAAACAACCGUCGCCGCACCCCAGCCUCUAAAGACAGUGCAAACAGUGCCGAAGCCGGUCACAUCUAUUCCAACCCCUCAACCCAAAAUCAAAGUUCCCGUCUCGGUACCAAGUCCUGUGCCAAAUCCUUCAGUCACCUAUACAGCAACCCCGCCCUCCACCGUCGAUGAACCAACAUCUCCCCGCACUCUCACUACGGAACCAACUAUCGUGCAGUCUAUUGAACAUGACGUUGAACAGACUGCCACGAAUCAGCCCGCCUUGGAAGCGGCACAUCUCACAGAUACCGUCACCAUCGAUGCACCCCCUGCUCAAGACUCGGGUGCUGAGUCCCAGGCAACACCUCCUAUCUCAUUGAAGGGGGCAAAGAAAAGCUCUGAAAUCACCAAGACGAAGAUUCAGCCACGCCCCAGGGGACCUAUCGCAACUCCUCCGUCUACCCGGCGUACCAGUGACACCCCAGCGCAUUCCGUGGCGGCUUCUUCCGUAGCACUCUCAACCCCAGAGCCAAGUCGGGCAUCGGCAAAGGGAAAGCGCAAGGCUUCAAAAGCAGGAACGUCUGACGUCGAUGGCGCCGAAAAGCCGAAAAAGAUUCGCCGACGAAAGCGUGAAACUACGCCUGAAGGUGCAGACACGGUGGAAAUUCUACCGAACGUUAUCAAGAUGUCAGAACUAUGCAAGGAUUUGAAGACAGGCAAAAAGUCGAACCGUGAGAUUGCAUUACGAAAACUAGAGCUGGAAGAGCAAGAGCGGAAGCAGAAGGAAAAGGAUGGAACACCUGCAACGCCUCAGACCUCCAAAGCAGAGGCUAGCAAAGAGCCGGAGAGACCUGAGAAGGCAACUGGCCCUGUCAUGCGUAUUGUCAACGGUGAAAUUGUGCUUGAUGCAGCCUCACUUCAGGUAGAUCGACAUGCGGAUGCAGCUCGGGACGCCGGAGAUAUGGACGUCGUGGAGGAAAACCAACUCACCCGGAAAAUUAAUCAGGCCACUUAUGGCAAGCGAUCAAAGACGGAAACUUGGGAUGAGGAGAUGACAGAUCUGUUCUACCGUGGCCUCCGCAUGUUCGGCACCGAUUUCAUGGUCAUUAGCAAGCUUUUCCCUGGGCGAUCCCGCCGGCAAAUCAAGCUUAAGUACAACAACGAAGAGAGAAAGGAUGCUCAGCGGAUCAAUGACGCUUUGUUUGGCCCCCGUGAGAUCAUCGAUAUUGAAGCAUACUCGCUGUUGACCAAUGAAACAUAUGAUGAUCCCAAGGUCAUCCAACAAGAGCUGGAUGACGAGAAGGCGAAGAUUGAAGAGCAGCACGAGAAAGAGAAAAAACUACAAGAAGAGAUGAUUCGCAAUCCUACCAACGCCGAAGGGGAGGCUGAUGAUAAAGCCAACGCUGCACCCAUCAAGGGCAAGCGCAACAGCAAGAAGCAGAUCAAGAGUGCAGGUGGUGGGACAGAGGAGGUGCUGGGGUCCAUCGAUGAUUAG